This is a messenger RNA of Musca domestica (house fly), 2430 nucleotides long. RefSeq names its product maltase 2. Lineage: Eukaryota; Metazoa; Arthropoda; Insecta; Diptera; Muscidae. Gene Ontology annotation, biological process: carbohydrate metabolic process. The coding region runs from base 336 to 2216 and encodes 626 amino acids. The record is from RefSeq and is a predicted model, not a curated record. The transcript is spliced from 8 exons.
UUGUUUUUAUAUUUGGCCACAUGACAAACACGCCACACUUUGUUGAAUGGGCGAGCAACGAAAAAUUCUCUGAGUAGUUUGUAGCGUGUUUGGGAAAGUGUUGUCAGUCGCACAAUCUCACACAUCGUCACAUACAAUUAAAGCGAUUAAUUAAACUAAUAUUGGAGAUAGCAGAUCUGUUUUUUUUUUUAAUGAAAAUCUCAACGAAAUAAUUGUGCAAAAAAAGUGUGGAAAAUCAAUGGAAUAAUUAGUGAAAAACUCAGCGAAAUGAGGUGCAUUUUUAAUAUUUAAGCAUCAAUGCAAAUUGCAAUAGGGUUCAGUUGUGACCCGUGAAUAUGCCGAAGCGAAACAUAAAGCGUACAAGAAAAGAGAAUAGAAAGAAAACAGAAUCGUUCAGUUGUAGAGAAUCGUGCGGACAUUCGGUGGAAAUGUUUUCAUUUAAAUAUUUCUCUUUUUUGUUCGUCGCCUUAGUAGCUCUUCAAACAAUGGCGGCGUUAGCAUCAGCAGAGAGCAGUGAAGAAGCGAGCAAUGCUGUUGGGGACAUCGACAAUGAAUGGUGGAAAACGGCAGUGUUCUAUCAAAUCUAUCCAAGAUCGUUUAUGGACAGCAACGAUGAUGGCAUCGGUGACCUGAGAGGCGUUUUGUCGAAAUUAAGCUAUCUAGCGGAAACAGGUAUAACUGCCACCUGGCUGAGUCCCAUUUUCCAAUCACCAAUGAUUGAUUUUGGCUAUGACAUCUCCGACUUUAAAGCUAUACACGAGGAGUAUGGCACAAUGGAAGAUUUUGAGGAAUUGAUUGCUGAAGCGAAUCGUUUGAAUAUCAAAAUCAUUUUGGAUUUUGUACCCAACCAUUCGUCGGACCAGUGCGAAUGGUUCAUUAAAUCUGCAGCUAGGGAGGAAGGUUAUGAGGAUUUUUACGUUUGGGCAGAUGGUCAUAUAAACGAGGAUGGCGAAAUGGAACCACCAAAUAAUUGGCAAUCGGUAUUUUAUGGUUCAGCAUGGACUUGGCAUCCUGAACGGGGACAAUAUUAUUAUCACCAGUUUACGGCCGAACAGCCAGAUUUAAAUUAUCGCAACAGUAAAGUGGUCGAAGCUAUGGACGAUGUUAUCACCUUUUGGUUGGACAAGGGUGUCAGUGGAUUCCGCGUUGAUGCGGUCAAUCACCUAUUUGAGGAUCCGGAAUUAAGAGAUGAGCCGCUGAGCGGCAAAACACAAGAUAAAUCCUCACAUCUUUAUACUGAACACAUCUAUACAAAAGAUUUGCCCGAGGUGUAUGACAUGUUGUAUCACUGGCGUAACCUGCUCGACGAGUACACUGAAAAGCAUGGAGGUCCUGCCCGCAUAAUGAUGACAGAAGCCUAUGCCGAUCUUAAAUUUUUAAUGGAUUAUUACGAGAAUGCGGAUGGUUCCAAAGGUCCUCAUUUCCCGUUUAAUUUCUUCUUGCUUACCGACAUUUCUCAAACAUCGGAUGCCAGAGAUUAUGUUUUCAAUAUCCAAAAGUGGUUGACAUAUAUGCCCCGGAACCAUGUUGCCAAUUGGGUGAUGAGUAAUCAUGAUAAUCCACGCAUAGCUUCAAGGUUGGGAGUUGACAGUGUUGAUGCCAUGAAUAUGCUGUUAAUGACUCUCCCGGGCGUGGCUGUGACAUACAAUGGCGAUGAAAUCGGAAUGCAAGAUUUUCGUGAUAUAAGCUGGGAAGAUACGGUUGAUCCACCGGCACGCAACGUUGGUCCGGAUAAAUAUAAGGAAGUCUCCAGGGACCCAGUACGUACUCCUUUCCAAUGGAGCGGCGAGAAAAAUGCAGGUUUCUCCAAUGCCGAUAAGACAUGGCUACCUGUCCAUCCCAACUAUGAGGAACUUAAUUUGGAAAUUCAAAAAUCGUUGGAGAAAAGUCAUUAUAGUGUUUACAAGGAUCUCAUCGAAUUGAGAAAACUGCCAGUAAUGGAACAAGGACGAACGGCAUUAGAGGUCAUUUCUCGAAACGUAUUUACUGUAACAAGAUCCCUCAAGGGCCACUCAUCGAUUUUAACAAUUAUCAACACCAGUGACGAAGAACAAAUGGUGAAUUUACUAGAGGUUCUGGAUGAAGACAUUAAACAGUUGACUGUUCUUGUAUCCGGCGUUAAUUCCAUUUAUGACAAAGGGACUGAAAUACCCCAAGAAGACUUUGAACACUUCAUACUGACGCCACAGGAAGCUCUUGUUUGCAUGAUUGAAUAAUCACCAGUCCAUAUUCCCCUUUCCGUCUACAAUUUCCUCCUUCUGACCGACCCAGCAGCGAAUAAGAGAAACUGACAAGUACCUCCCUCGAUAAACACCGGCCAAAAAUUAACGGGGCGGGGAGGCUGGCGUAUUUACACAUAACGUUAAUUCAUAAUAAACAAAACGAAGAAACAGAAGAAGAAAAAAGAAAAUAUUAAGCUCAGACAGUAUA